AGGCUCUUAAAAAGAGCUCUGAUCUUCCGUCGCAGGGUUUCACCAUGGCCUGGGGCGCUAAGAAGCGCUUGAAGCAUGUUGCAGCGCUGAAGCAUUGGAUGCUCGACAAACUAACGGGUGUAUUUGUACCUCGUCCAUCGACAGGUCCCCACAAGCUGAGGGAAUGUCUUCCCCUGAUCGUCUUCCUUAGGAAUAGACUCAAGUAUGCAUUGACUGGAGAUGACGUAAAGAAGGUAUGUAUGCAACGCUUCAUUAAAAUUGAUGGCAAGGUUUGGGUGGCUAUCACAUACCCUGCUGGAUUCAUGGAUGUCAUCGGCAUCAAGACAGGUGAGCGUUUCUGCCUGGUCUAUGACACCAAGGGCGGUUUCGCUGUUUACUGCAUUACAGUGGAAGGGGCAAAGUACAACCCGUGCCAAGUGAGGAAGGUGACUAUGGGGAUGAAGGGAAUCCCACACCUGGUGACUCAUGAUACUGGAACCAUCCACUACCCAGAUCCUCUCAUCGGGGUGAACAAGACGAUGCAGAUUGAUUUAGGGACUGGCAAGAUAAUCAACUUUAUCAAAUUCCACACAGGCAAUGCGUGUAUGGUGAUCGGUGGAGCCAGCCUCAGUCAUGUUGGUGUGACCCCCAACAGGGAAAGACAUCCUGGUUCUUUAAAUGUGGUGCGUGUGAGGGAUGCCAAUGGCAACAGCUUUGCCCUGAAGCUUUCCAACUUUUUUGUCACUGGCAAUGGCAGUAAAUCUUGGAUUUCCCUGCCCAUGGAAAAGGGCACCCGACUUACUAUUGCUGACGAAAGAGAGAAGAGGCUGGCCACCAAACAGCAGUGGCUAAAUUGCAGUACCAGCAUAUUUUGUUUUUUUCUCAAAUAAACAGUGAA
Molecule: messenger RNA, 877 nt
Organism: Symphalangus syndactylus (siamang)
Lineage: Eukaryota; Metazoa; Chordata; Mammalia; Primates; Hylobatidae
Product: small ribosomal subunit protein eS4-like
Biological process (GO): translation
Cellular component (GO): cytosolic small ribosomal subunit; ribosome
Molecular function (GO): structural constituent of ribosome; RNA binding
Source: RefSeq, a predicted model, not a curated record